Spodoptera frugiperda (fall armyworm) is the source of this 4738-nucleotide messenger RNA. RefSeq names its product protein son of sevenless (gene Sos). Gene Ontology annotation, molecular function: protein heterodimerization activity; guanyl-nucleotide exchange factor activity. Gene Ontology annotation, biological process: Ras protein signal transduction; positive regulation of GTPase activity. Bases 277 to 4662 code for a protein of 1461 amino acids. The record is from RefSeq and is a predicted model, not a curated record. Gene Ontology annotation, cellular component: plasma membrane. Lineage: Eukaryota; Metazoa; Arthropoda; Insecta; Lepidoptera; Noctuidae. The transcript is spliced from 35 exons.
AGAGAACGAACCAAUGAUAAAUAAAUUGAAAAUGGCGUCGUUUAGCCGACCAAAUGAAUCAAAGAAUAUAUUUUUCAAUUAAUUCAAUUUAGCAAUUCAACAUUUUACAACAAAACAUUGAAAACAAAAGAAUUUGACUGAUUUACGCGUGUUUUGCGGUGUUAAUAUUAGUGAGAAACGUGCAGAGUGCAAGUGAAACCAGAAAUGGUGCUUUAUGUUUUGUCAGUGUGAUAACAUUGGUGUUUACAUGAUUUCGGCGCGGGGCAACUUGGUAAAAUGUUACCGACAGUGGAGGAGACGCGAGGGUACGACUUCCAGGACCCUGAGAAUGUGGAAAAGUGGCGCGGCGUGUUUAUAAAUCCUCUUCGAAAGGUGCUGGACCACGAGCACCCGACCCUCACGGCGGAGGAGAGCGCGCUGCAGUAUGUGGAGUCCCUCUGUCUCCGGCUCCUCGCCUUGCUCUGCGCCGUGCCAUCGCCGCUCACUGUGCAGGACGUAGAAGAACGAGUAGCCCGCACAUUCCCAACACCAUUAGACAAAUGGGCGAUCACAGAAGCGCGCGACCUGGUCACGAUCAAGCGCCGGAAGCCGAUGAUCCCGUGCGACAAGCUGCACCAGCUAUUGCAGAAGGAGGUGCUACUGUAUAAGAUAGACGUCUCCGUGUCCCAGUUCAUCACGGCGGUGCUCGAGUUCAUGAGCAGCGAUAUCUUGCGGCUAGCCGGGAACUAUGUCAAGAAGAUCUCGCAGAAGUCCGGCUAUGAUACUAUCACGUGUCGGGAUAUUAAGACUGCUAUGUGUGCGGAUAAGGUACUAAUGGACAUGUUCUACCAAGAAUCAGAGCUGACCACCUCAGAGACCUCUGGCGGUGGCUCGGAGAGGCGAGGCCGCCGCGGCUCCCUCUCGUACGCGGAGCUGGUGAGGGACCUCCUCACAGAUGAGAAGCACUUCCUCAGGGACCUCAACCUCAUCAUCAGGGUGUUCAAGGACGAGCUCGAGAAGAUUUUGGAUAAGGAUAGUCGGGCGAUCUCCCUGAUAUUCGGCAACAUAGUGGACAUCUACGAGCUGACGGUGACGCUGCUGGGCAACCUGGAGGACGCCAUGGAGAUGUCGCAGGACUCGCCCACCCCCUACAUCGGGAGCUGCUUCGAAGAGCUGGCAGAAGUGGAGGAGUUCCGCGCGUACGUGCGGUACGCGAACAUCGUCACGCGCAAGGAGUCCAGGGACGCCCUGCAGGCCAUCGUCGAUGAUCCCGUUCUAUCAGAGCGGCUGGACACGGCGGGGCACGGGUUCCGUCUGGCGGUGAAGUACUACCUGCCGAAGUUAUUACUGGCCCCGGUGGCGCACGUGUUCCUCUACCACAACUACGUACUCGCGCUGCUGCAGAUCGCGCCCGCCUCCGAGGAUAGGGAGAGCUUCAAACAGAUAACUCCUGCGUCAGAAGACAGGGAGAGCUUUAAACAGGUGGAGUGCAACUUGCAUCCGAUCAAGAAACUACUGAUCAAAGCGUUGGGGAAUGGACCAAAACUUGACGCGACCCUCCGCAUGGCGCACCGAGCUCGCCGUCAGCUCGCCAUCGAGAAGUGCAACGAGCUAGCUCGCAUCGUGGACAACUGGGACGUGCGGGACAUCGGACAGUGCUGCAACGAGUUUAUUAGAGAGGACACGCUGUCCAAGAUAGGUCCGGGCAAGCGUAUAGCGGAGCGGCGCGCGUACCUCUUCGACGGACUACUACUGCUGUGCAAGCCCAUCACCAGCAUUGUGGUGAACAGCGGCGGCAGCGGGGGCGCGGGCGGCGGCGCGCAGCAACUCAAACUCAAGGAGAAACUGCACAUACGGAAACUGGAACUCGUCGACAGACCUGAUACUGACGAGGGGCGGCACAUGGUGGAGCUGUGUCCCCGCGUGGGUCCGUGCGUGGUGCUGGCCUGUGCGUCGUGCGCGGAGAAACGGAACUGGAUGUGCGACCUCGUCAUGCUCAACACGAAGCCUAUGCUCGACCGGUUUCUGGACAGCAUCCUCCUGGACCUAGAGCGGCGGCACCCCCUGAAGCUCCCCCCCGCGUCGCUGUACCGGUUCGCGGUGCCGGACUCCCCCGACAACAUCCUGCUGGAGGACAACUCCGCCGCGCGACACCACGGCAACGCCCCCGUACCCCUCAUUAAGGGCGCGACACUGCUGAAACUAGUCGAACGACUAACGUACCACAUCUACGCUGACCUGAACCUGGUGCGCACGUUCCUCACGACGUACCGCUCGUUCUGCUCGCCCGGGGAGCUGCUUGAGCUGCUCAUCGAGCGGUUCAAGAUACCCGAGCCAAGCGAGGUGUAUGACACGCCUAGAACUGUCCCAAGGAUCAAGACGCCCAAAAAGGACGUGAGUCCGAACUCCUCGCUGCUGGACAUCGAUCUAGCGGAGAGCAUAGAGAGCGUGGCGAGCAGCGACGCGGAGAAGUUAAGCAAGAACACGGCGCGCGAGGACUGGAAGCGGUACCGCAAGGAGUUCCAGCAGCCCGUCAAGUUCAGGGUAAUAAACGUGCUGCGUCACUGGGUGGACCAGCACUUCUACGACUUCGAGCGCGAGCCGGCGCUGCUGCAGCGGCUGCGCGACUUCCUCGAGUCCGUCGACGGCAAGCCCAUGAAGAAGUGGGUGCAGAGCGUGCUCAAGACGCUGCAAAGGAAGAGCCAGCCCCCGACGGAGUGCGAGGCCCUGGGCGGGUCUGUGUCGCACGUGUUCGACCGGCUCCCCCCCACCCCCCUGCGGCACGUGGCGGAGCCCGAGCGGUUCGCGUGGCACCCGCUGGCGCUGCACCCGCUGGAGCUCGCCAGGCAACUCACGCUGCUCGAGUUCCAUCUCUACAGACAAGUGAAGCCGUCGGAGCUGGUGGGCGCGGUGUGGACGAAGAAAGACAAGGAGAAGACCAGCCCCAACCUGCUGCGGAUCAUCAAACAUACCACCAACUUCACACGCUGGAUGGAAAAAUGGAUAGUCGAAAGCGAAAACUUAGAAGAGCGGGUCGGCGUCCUGUGCCGAGUUUUAGAACUGAGCGUGGCAUUACGCCAGCUGAACAACUUCAACGGGGUUCUGGCCGUGGUGGCGGCCUGCGGGUCUGCCUCCGUCCACCGGCUCCGAGCCACCUUCCAACUCCUGCCCCCUCGACUGUCCCGCGCCCUGGAUGAGUUCAGGGAACUGAACUCCGACCAUUUCAGAAGAUAUCAAGAGAAGCUGAGGAGUAUAAACCCGCCUUGCGUGCCGUUCUUCGGCAUGUAUUUAACUAAUAUACUGCAUAUUGAGGAGGGGAAUCUAGACUACCUGCCCGAUUCGGAGCUGAUAAACUUCUCGAAGCGGCGCAAGGUGGCGGAGAUCACGGGCGAGAUCCAGCAGUACCAGAACCAGCCGUACUGCCUCACUGUCGAACCCAAGACGAGGGCGUUCCUAGAGUCCCUGGAUCCGUUCCCCGGCAAGGACGACAACGAGAUCACCAACUACUUGUACGCGAAGAGCUUAGAAAUCGAACCCCGACUCGCCAAGCAGCUGCCCAAGUUUCCCCGCAAGUACCCGGAGCUGUCCCCGAAGCCGCUGAAGGUGUCCCGUCGCGCGGCCCACGAGGCAGGCGGCGCCACCAACAACUCCUGCGCAUCCUCCAUGUCCUCCUCCGCCUCGCACUCCGACGACACCAUGAGUAUGACGUCCCAGAUAUCCCCCACCAGUAUCAGCACGUGGGACGGGGGCUCGCUGCAGUCGUUGCCGCUCGACCUAUUGUCGGGCAGUAAGCAGGAGCUGGUGAGUCCCCGGCUGGAGCGCGGCUCGCUGUCGCAGCUGUCGCAGCUGCUGUUCUUCGACAAGAACAAGCCCAACCACAACCACAAGAACAGCACGAAAGACGAGCCCCCCUCCCCCCGAGACAGACACUCGCCGCGACACGACCGACAAUGGUCGUCGUGCGAGCGGCGCACGCUGUCCCCCCGCAACCCCAUCGUGGACGCCGACCUCUUCUACUCCACCAGGGGACACACCGCGCCACGGAGACCCGACCCGCAGGAGCGAGUUCCCCCCCUGCUACCCCGCGGGGAGCCGGACCGUCCCCCCGCGCCGCCCCGCCGGCCGUGUUCCCCCUCGCACUCCUACAUACCGUCGUCUACGUGCGAGCCUCCGCCGGAGCCCCCCGACCGGCCGCAGCCCAGCCCCAAACAUGAACUCUUCAAGAUGCCGGCGGUGUCCCCGAAGCGGUCGCCGGCGCCGCAGCCGCCCGCCAGCCCGCAUCUACCCGCCGACAGUAGAGGCGGCGUGGCGUUCAAGUUCGAGUGGCGCGGCGCCCCCACCCCGUCCCCGCCCGCGCCCCCGCUCACCCCGCAUCUACCGGUGUCGUGCGGCACCCCUCCCCCGCUGCCCCCGCGGCGCCGCCGGGACUCCGCCGCGCCCCCCACGCCGCUACCGCACUCGUCAGUAUGCGCGGGCUCGCCCCCCGCGGCGCCCGCGCCCCCCGUGGCGGGGGCGGGCAGCGUGUGCGCGACGGGGGCGCCGCCCCCGCUGCCGCCGCGGCCCGCGCCCCCGCCCGAGUUACUGCGCCCCGCACACUCCACUAUACUGCAGCGGAGGCACAAUAACACCGGCGCCCCCCGCCUGCCCCCCAAGCCCGCCGCCGCCAACUCCGCGCGCACGUAGUACACACACACAUACAUACAUACAUUGUACAUAUAUACACAGUGUUACAACAUAUAUACACUACAGUAAAAUGGGG